This is a messenger RNA of Asparagus officinalis (garden asparagus), 1300 nucleotides long. Its product is annotated as GTPase-activating protein GYP7-like. The record is from RefSeq and is a predicted model, not a curated record. The transcript is spliced from 7 exons. NCBI's taxonomy places the organism in Eukaryota, Viridiplantae, Streptophyta, Magnoliopsida, Asparagales, Asparagaceae. Bases 1 to 903 code for a protein of 300 amino acids. Gene Ontology annotation, molecular function: GTPase activator activity. Gene Ontology annotation, biological process: activation of GTPase activity.
AUGGCUAUGAAUGCGGCACAUCUUGAUGCUGUCGAGUUCCCUACGGGCAGUCUCUCUCCUCAUGCUACUAUCGGUUGUAGUGGGGAGGUUUUCUCUUCGGUUUCCGUCAGGCAGGCUGUUGGUUCACUUCCUCAGUUUGACAGAGAUCGUUCCGAUGAGUCUUGCAGUUUGAUACGAGAUGGGGGACGUCAUUGCUUACGCCGGCUGAUCACGGAUGCUCCUUUUACUACGGACUCUACUUCUACUCAGGUUUUAGAGAAGCCCAGUUUUCUGUUCGGAGAUCACAAUGAGGAUCCGGCUAAGUUGAUUCUUACUGAUGAACACUGGCUGAAUAAUGAUGAAGGAGCCCUCCUUUUCAAAUGCACGAGUGAUUCAAUUGGAGUUCGAGCUCAACUGACAAUUCUGUCGACUAUCAUAAAAUCUUUGGAUCCAAAGCUCCAUGAGCACAUACAGAACUUAGAUGGAGGAGAGUAUUUGUUCGCAUUCAGAAUGUUGAUGGUUCUUUUCCGCAGGGAGUUCUCAUUUGUAGACACAUUGUACCUUUGGGAGCUAAUGUGGGCUAUGGAAUACAGCCCCAUGCUCUUCUCCUUGUACGAGUCUGGUACAAAAUCUUCAAGUGGAGUAGAUGCUGCAUCAAAUGUAGCCUUGCUAAAAAAGUAUGGUAAAUUCGUGAGAAAGAAUGUGAGAAUUGGUCAGAAGAAUGCUCCACAAGCCCCUUUAUCAAUCUUUGUGGUAGCAAGUGUUCUUGAGACACAAAGCAAGAAAUUGUUGCAGGAGGCUAAAGGCCAGGAUGAUGUUGUUCAGAUCUUGAAUGAUAUUACUGGGAACUUGGAUGCGAAGAAGGCGUGUGAUGAUGCGCUUAAGCUUCAUAGCAAAUACCUGACCAAGGUAAAGGUAGAUUAGUCUCUUGGGAAAGACUUUUGGUUGAUCAAAUCAGCGACUACUGGCUUGAGCAAUGGAAAGGAACCCAUUUUACACCCAAGAUGGUUCCUCUUUUUGUAUUGGUUUAUUGAAACUUAUUGAUUGAUUAUAUUGUUGAGGCUCUUCAAUCUACAUUCUUUUAUACGUGCACAAAAGAAAAUGUAAUAUAGUAGCUCCUUCAUGUUGUAUUAUUGUGUGUAAAAGAGGGAAAAGGAAAUAAAAGAGAAAAAGAAAACGCCUAGGUGUCGAAUCAUUGUGUGAAAAAGGGAAAAAGGAAAUAAAGAGAAACAGAAAAGCAGAGAGGGGGCAGUCCGCGCGUAUAAAACUCGCUUGUACAAACUCAGUCCUUUUAUGACAAAAUUUAAUGUUCUACUGUACU